Messenger RNA from Bubalus bubalis (water buffalo), 3542 nucleotides. Its product is annotated as olfactory receptor 52L1. Gene Ontology annotation, cellular component: membrane. Gene Ontology annotation, biological process: G protein-coupled receptor signaling pathway. Gene Ontology annotation, molecular function: G protein-coupled receptor activity; olfactory receptor activity. The coding region runs from base 1719 to 2672 and encodes 317 amino acids. The transcript has a single exon. NCBI's taxonomy places the organism in Eukaryota, Metazoa, Chordata, Mammalia, Artiodactyla, Bovidae. The record is from RefSeq and is a predicted model, not a curated record.
UUCCCCAUCCUGAACCCUCCUGCACAGCUUGUGUUAGCCUGUUACAUCAUGAAGUCUCUGCCAGCUAGCUGAUAAUUAUUAAUUUCAAUGAGACAUGGUCCUUUAGUUGAUAUAAACCAUUAAGACACUUAAAGAAUUUCUAUGAUAUAGAUAAAACAGAAACUUGUGGAUGAACAAAGAAGGAUAAUAAAAUAAAAUGCCCAUAACUCAAUCAGUGGUUCAAACAUAGUCAGUGAAUCCUUUUUAAGAGGCAGAAGACAGUGGACUCUGAAGUUUGAAGAAACAGCAAUUCAGAUAAAGAGCAGGAGAAAGAAUCCAUAAAAAGGCCCAUGUUAAAUAGGAUGGUAUACUCAUGUUAUUCCAAAAACGUAAAAACGGUUAAAGUAAACUAUACAUGUGGGAAUAUUUUAAGUACAAGUCAAAGAUAUACAAAAAGAUAGACUUUGAAAACCUUGUACACCAGUCAUAAAUGUAGGUUUUAUUUCACAGAUUAAAUGAACUAAAAAAAUCUAACUGUAGGAGUGACAUGAUGACAUCUGCAUUUUAGAUGCAUUUAAGGGAGGCCUGGUGUGCUGCGAUUCACGGGGUCGCAAAGAGUCGGACACGACUGAGCAACUGAUCUGAUCUGAAUAACACUUUGGCUUGAGAAUAGAGAGUGGAUUGAAAGGAUAAGUGACAAAAGCAGAGAGAUUUAAGGAAACAAUCCAGUUUGGAGGAGUAGGGAGUAUGACCUAAACAUGGGGUUGAGAAAAAGAAGUGGAUAUAAGGAGGGUUAAAAAUCCAGUCAACAGAUACUGUGAUUAUGUAAAAAGGACGAGAGACAGAAUUGCGCAUGCUCAGUCGCUCGCACUGAGUAAUGCCAGAAUCUUUCUGUAGCCCACCAGGCUCUUCUGUCCAUGGGACUUUGCAGGCAAGAGAGACAUAAUAAGCAAGGGUAAUUUCAAGUUUGUAUAUUGGGUUGGAUAAAUUGACAGUGAUGUAAUUCACAAAAACAUGGCAAAAAAGUGGAGCAGAUUUAGGAAUAGGUAAGUUAAUUCAGUUUUGAAUAUGUUGAGCAUGUGGUGUAGAUAUUUAGGAAGCAAGUGGAAAAGUGGAUUUGUGUUUCAGAAAGAUAUUUGACUUAAAAAAGCUGUUUGGAAGUAUAUAAAUUAAAGCAUAUAAACACUUAAACUCAUGUGAGCUCAAUCAGAGAUAAAGCACAGAAUAUGGAAGACAGGAAAGAGUGAACCCUUGGAAUCAGCAACAUAUAACUAAUAGGUAGAUGGAGAAAGCGGUGGACUGGGGAUAUGAGAGAAACAGUGGUAGAGUACUAAUUCAUGGAAUCUGAGGAAUACUAAUUUAAAAAAUAGCAGGCUGGUUUAUAGUGUUGAUCAAUGCCAAGGGGCAAAAAAAGAAUUCUUCUGUGUAGACAAUUGCAGACUAGAAGUAAUUGAAUGUUUGAGUUUCAACAUAUCUCUAAAAGCAGCCUACGCUUACGCUUAUCCCUAAAUGAAACUAGUCUCUCUUAAUUAGGAUAUGUGGAUAUCUUGCCUUUGCUAAAUUAUCUGAAGAAAAAGAGAUUUUCCUCCUAGUAUCUGAUUUUAUUCCCUUGUGUUACAGUUUAAACUUCUUUCUUCAUCUCAUGAAGAUGGUAGCCAGAUCGGGACAGUGUAAUAAUACAUAAAGAAUGAAGAAAUCAUGACUUUGGUUUUUUUGCCUCUUCCCUUUCCAAGCCAUUGAUGACAACCCUGAGUAAUUCCAGCUGGAGGCUGAUCCAGCCAUCCUUUUUCCUGAUCGGCAUCCCGGGUUUAGAGGAAAGCCAGCGCUGGAUAGCACUGCCACUGUGUGUCCUUUACCUCCUUGCCCUACUGGGCAAUGUCACCGUCCUCUUCACCAUCUGGAUGGACCCAUCCUUGCACCAGCCUAUGUACCUCUUUCUGGCCAUGCUCUCUGGCAUUGACCUGGUCCUGGCCUCCUCCACUGCACCCAAAACCCUUGCAGUGCUCCUGGUUCACGCCCAUGAGAUUGGGUACACCGUCUGUCUGAUCCAGAUGUUCUUCAUCCACGCGUUCUCUUCCAUGGAGUCAGGGGUACUUGUGGCCAUGGCUCUGGAUCGCUAUGUAGCCAUCUGUCACCCUCUGCACCAUUCUACCAUCCUGCAUCCCAGGGUCAUAGGGCACAUUGGGAUGGCGGUGCUGGUGCGGGGGAUACUCCUCCUCCUCCCCUUCCCCAUCUUGUUGAGGAGACUUGUCUUCUGCCAGGCCACCGUCAUAGGCCAUGCCUACUGUGAACACAUGGCUGUGGUAAAACUUGCCUGCUCAGACAGCACAGUGAACCGAGCCUAUGGGCUGGCAGUGGCACUGCUUGUGGUUGGUCUAGAUGUCCUGGCCAUUGGUGUUUCCUAUGCCCUCAUCCUGCAGGCAGUGCUGAAGGUACCAGGAGGUGAGGCCCGACUUAAGGCCUUUAGCACAUGUGGAUCUCAUAUGUGUGUCAUCCUGGUCUUCUAUGUGCCUGGAAUGUUCUCCUUCCUCACUCACCGCUUUGGCCGGCAGGUGCCCCAUCAUGUCCAUGUUCUUCUGGCCACACUCUACCUCCUGGUGCCACCUGCACUCAAUCCUCUGGUCUAUGGGGUGAAGACUCAGCAGAUCCGCCAGCGAGUACUCAGGGUGUUUGACAUAAAAGGACAGAUCUGAACACAUCCCAAUCAUUUUCUUCAGAGGUUCUUGCCAGCCAUGCUGCCAGGAGCCCAUGGUUGGUCUUCGCCACAUGGAUCAAGUCCAUUGUUAUCAUGAGAAAUCUUUCUGGUCAUAAUAGUCUCAUGGCAAAGAACAUCAUGAACACUUGGCUCCAUGGCUGAUUGGGAUGUGCCUAGAGAGCCUGAUUGUGAAUAUUUCCUCCAUCCUUUAUUUCCUAAUCCAAACAUUUCUCUAUUCCUGGUGAUGGAGGGGUUUGGGGUUAGGAGACACACAUGAUGGCUCUGGAUAUGCCAUUUUUUCUAUCUAAUGACUGACUGUGCAACAUCUCCUAGAGUGUAUAUGGAAAGUUCCAGUGUUUGUCCUGCUUUAGUUCUGAGUGUCAUCAAAACUUGUAAGUGCUAUGAGCUUCAGGUCACUAGGCUCCUGUGUAGUAAGAACCUUUCUCAAAUCGUUUGAGACAGUCACAAUGUGAGAAAAUACCUUUUCCUGAAAUAUGGGUGUUAUUUAUUUAAAACAAACUUAUGUGGAGCAGAUACUGUGAUAGGGAAUAAUGUGAUAUCCCUGUAUUUAGUGUAGAAACACAUGUGAAUAGUGACUUUCUUUUUUAAAAGAUCUGUUGUAUUUCAGAUUUAUUGCAUUUUAAUUUACCUAUAUUUUUCUUUGGAUAAAGAAGGAAUAAGAUAAAGUGUUGAAUUUAUGUAUUUUAUAAGUAUUAAUUUAACCAAGCAAAAGUAACCAUGUAAUUAUUUGUAUCUCACAACUAUAACAUAUGUUAGAAUAUGAUGUUGAUAAACAUAGGUUUAUUAGUAAAUUUAGAAGCAGUUAUGCCAGUGGAUGCAAGAGUUGGACUGUGAAAAAAGCUGAGCA